AAUAUUGUUGGUCUUUUUCGCGUUAUUAAAAUGUAUACUGGAAACACCUUAUUAAAAAUACAACAUUUGAAACAAUGCAAGCAAAAAAUGUUUUACAAUUUACUGUAAUUUUGCAAAAUAGUGUUUUCAGUCCAAACAAUGACAUACGAGCGUCGGUUUGCAAAAACUGCAAGUCAUCGUGACUUAGCGGAAGUGUGUAAUAUGAUACCGGUGUAUUUGUUUGGGAAAACUUCAGUUCGUUCAGGGUAUUUGUUUUGUUCGGUAAAAGAAGUGCUUACGGCGUUUGUUACACAUUUCACAUUCUGCUCUGUUCACUUCAUAGAUUUUGCUCGGUUUCAGUGCAUUUAAAAUGGCAACCUGGCAAAAAGUUGUUGUGUUUAUUGGUUCUGCAAGAGAGGUUCGCCUUGGAGAGCGCGUGACAAAGUUUGUGGUGAACAAACUCAAAGAAAAAAAACUUGAAGUUGUUCUUGUUGACCCCAAAAAGUUUGAAGUGCCGAUUUUGCAGAAACCAGUUCAUUUCUACAGACCAAAUGAUAUUCCACCACCAGCUAAUAAUCUGGUUUCUAUGAAUAAGCAUAUCACAGAAGCAGAUGCCAUUGUAGUUAUAUCAUGCGAAUACAACCACUGUAUACCUCCAGGUUUAACCAAUAUCAUGGAUCAUUUUGGACCAAAAUCUUUUGAUAAAAAACCAUCGGGUAUUGUGACAUAUUCCCCAAGUUCAGUGGGUGGGGCACGAGCAGGUGUUCAAUUAAGAUCUCUGCUUGGUGAACUUGGAUGCAUUAGUGUUUCAAACAUGUUUACCAUUCCACAAGUUCAUACAGCUAUUAGUGAAUCUGGUGAACCAUUAGAUAGUGAAGGGGGUAAACAUAUGGACAGUGCGGUUGGAAAACUGUUAGCUCAGUUGGAGUGGUGGGCAAAUGCUGCUAAGGCACAAAGAGCUGUGAAAGAAAAUUUUUAAAAUCUUGUACACCAACAGUCAGCAAUGUAGUAUUUUUAAUAUUGCAUUUUAUGUUUUUUUUAAAAAUGUAUGUUUAAGUUUCAAGUUACAGAUACUUUGUGUUUAUACAAAUAGUACACAUUAAACCUUCACAACUUUGUUAUUUUAUAUACGACUUACUAUUGCAAAAACAUGCUACCAGAGGCAAAAAUGUUUUCCUCACCUACAUUUUAUCCAAUUUCAAAGAAAGUACACAUCAAGUUUACUUGAAGAGUAACUAAUGCAACAAUACAUGCUACCCGUCUCAAACCAAUUGCACAAAGUAUGUAUUCUGUGUACAGAUGUAACAAUGAAUAAUUGCUCUUUGGAAAAUUGAUACAGUUUGAAAAAUCAAAAUAUAUGCUUUUAAAGAAAAAUUUUUUACAAAUGUAAUUAUCCAAUACCUGUCAUGCACUAUAUAUGCCUAUCCGAAGCUACAACAUUAUUGCACUCUUACCUGUGGUUAUUGCAUAAAAUUUAAUAAAAUAGGUGUCGAAAAAUUUA
Ciona intestinalis (vase tunicate) is the source of this 1480-nucleotide messenger RNA. RefSeq lists its product as uncharacterized. Gene Ontology annotation, molecular function: FMN binding; oxidoreductase activity. Lineage: Eukaryota; Metazoa; Chordata; Ascidiacea; Phlebobranchia; Cionidae. Gene Ontology annotation, cellular component: cytosol. The record is from RefSeq and is a predicted model, not a curated record.